AUGGAGGAUUGGUCGGUGUUUCCUCAGAACUGGUACGACGUGUCGAACGAGUCGGCGGCGACGUUGAUAGAUUUGUGGCCGCCGACGGACAUGGAGAGGCGGCAAGAGGAAUAUGCGAAGAACGGAACGCGGCACACGGCGGUGUUGGUGAUUCUUGCUCACAGAUUUUUGUUACCGCACCUAUUGGUGGUGAAAAAGGAGAAGAGUUUGGGGUUGUUGUCGAUAGAGAUUAAGCCCACACAGAAGUCUGCGGAGGCUCAGGUGACAGAGUAUCUUAGCGUCAUCUUUACCGGUGGCGAAGUUCGACUUGGUGAACUUGUAGGCAUGGCCUGGGUCACAGGGGCAGCUAAUUAUGAUGAUCCCGUCCCGGUCCUGCCUGUACACUGCACACGCCCUCGAGAGAAAAUCUCAUUCUACCAAGUCACUCUCGGCCAUGUCGGAGUCUUCCGACUACCUGAACGGUCACAUCUCAAAGCCGUCCCCCUAUCUGACUUACAACACUGGUUCAAACAUAUCCCAUACAUCAUCUCCAAAUAUAAGCUCGUCUGCUACGGACGAGAAGACAACACCUCUACCAACUGA
This is a messenger RNA of Gregarina niphandrodes, 582 nucleotides long. Its product is annotated as nucleotide hydrolase. Gene Ontology annotation, molecular function: mRNA binding. The transcript has a single exon. NCBI's taxonomy places the organism in Eukaryota, Apicomplexa, Conoidasida, Eugregarinorida, Gregarinidae. The record is from RefSeq and is a predicted model, not a curated record. The coding region runs from base 1 to 582 and encodes 193 amino acids. Gene Ontology annotation, cellular component: mRNA cleavage factor complex.